Messenger RNA from Astrephomene gubernaculifera, 1706 nucleotides. NCBI's taxonomy places the organism in Eukaryota, Viridiplantae, Chlorophyta, Chlorophyceae, Chlamydomonadales, Astrephomenaceae. The record is from the annotation of a GenBank genome assembly.
CUAGUGGUAUUGCUUACUAUCCGUGCGAUUUUUUUGGCUUCGUAGGCGUUGAUGUCGCUGGACUCUCUCCAGGAAUUACUGGCUGAAGUAAACGCCUACCCAGAUGGCACAGAUCUCCUUAUAACCGCAUUUUAUACAUCUGCACACCAUUAUAGGCGGAGCACAAUUUGCACACCCUUCCCAUCCGAGGUUCUCGCGCCCUUACCUGGCACCAAGGACAAGGACUUUGCAUCGCUUCAACGAGCGCUCGCAGCGCUUCCCGCUGUACAAUCCCUGCUUGGCGGCGAAGAUGUGCUCCGGAACCUGCCUCCAACAACCCUCGCGCUGCUGCAAUGGCUACUGCUGCACCCGACACGACGGCGGCACUUCUCGCAGGCAACCAUCGGGGAGAUGCUGCGGGAGCUUCCGCAGCGUGACAGCAGCAUGAGGGGAUGGCGGCUGCCUGGCUUUGCUGGACACAACACACCCGCGGUUGUGCUGCGUGCGCAUGAGGGCUAUGCGCAGGCUCCCUUCCCGCGCGGCACCGUGGCCUACCACGGCACGCACCUGGAGAACCUGCACUCCAUCCUGCACACCGGCCUGCAGAACCUCAGCGGCACCCGCCUACAGCGCACGGGGGCGAACUUUGGCGCCGGCAUCUACCUCAGCACCAAUUACGACACGGCGUUCAGCUUCUGCCAGCCGUGCAUCUCAUGGCCGCUGUCGCGCUUCGGCUCAAAGCUCCGAGCGCUGUUGGUGUGUGAGGUAGACCUGGACAGGGUGGAUCACACACCCUCCCAAUCGCUCCCCUCUGCCACCGCCACUGCCGCGACCGCCUCUUCCGCUGCCUCAGACGCCGCAUCCCUAACCCACCACCGCCAUUCGGACAAGGACCUUCCAGAUACCUACCUGCUCGUACAACGCGCCGAUGCGUUGCGUUUGCUGUACGUGCUGAUUUACUGCGACGCAGCAACGGCCGCCGUCCCGGCUGCAGCCGCUGCCGGUGCGGCAGGGGGCCGAAGGCGUGUGAACUUGUGCACUUUGAUGGUGGUGAUUUACGCGGGCUUUUUGCUGGCAAAGGGUCUCCUGGCAGCGCUGCGACAACAUCGCUUUUAGCCUCAUGCAGUGCUGAUGACCCCUUGUACGGCAUGGAGAUACGUGCGGGCAAUGAUGAGUUGACGGUUUGGGCCUGGCUGCCGCGGGCGUUCUAUGGAAGUGCCAGUUGCCUGUAUAUGAUACCGUGCCAACGUUUAUACCAGUCUUACUUGUGUAGUUCCCUAUUGGUGACUUCCUUUUCGAUACAAUGCAUACUGUCUGCAUGGCUUGUGUGGAGUGGGUUUCAACAUAAGACAGGUAGUGGGUGUUACCGAUAUUUUGCGAGAGCGUGUUGCGGGGUAGAGGUUUGUAGCAAGGCCCAGUGCACUGCGAACCAUAGGAGACCAAGCAAGGCAGGCGGCCGUGCAUCUUGGUACUGAAGCCGGUUUUGAUGUGGUCAACACAAGAUUGCGGCAAAUGAACAUGAUGUACUUGCCCGAAGUUGGGAGCUGCCGCUGGGAAAUCUGUGGGACCAAUCUACUGGUUGCUGUAUCGUGCGUCGGUUAAGGCUAUGUUCGUGGCUGCCACACCAUGCCAGGUCGCUGGGCUAGACCCCCAAAGCAUGGAGCAUAAAGCUUCGUGGCUGCAUGCACCAUAUGAGCAAAAGCCACGUAAAUAACUGUGGAGCGAGG